AUGAACCGCACUGGGUUUUAUCUACUGAACAUCCCGCGGCAGGCAUGCGCUAUGCGACAAAAUAUUCAAAAGUCGGUAAAAUUCUAUUCUGCGACUAUGGGUCCUAAACCAGUCACACGUGAUGAGCUUCUCAGCAGAUUCGAUACAUUUCUUUUUGAUGCUGAUGGGGUUCUGUGGACUGGUGAUGUGCCAAUCGCAGGCGCGGUUGAUUUCCUAUCGACCUUGGAGAAGGCAGGAAAACGAAUAUUUGUUAUCAGCAACAAUUCAACAAAGACACCAGAGCAGUACAUGGAAAAAGUGGAACACCUGGGGUUCAAAGGGGUGAAGAUGGAACAACUCAUCACUCCAGCCAUUGUGUUAGCGGCUUACUUCAAAGACCGACCAGAGUAUGCUGGGCAGAAUGUCUAUCUCAUGGGAGUCGAAAACUUGAAGAAGACCUUAGAGACUAGAGGUGGAGUGCGAUGUUUUGGAACCGGGCCAGAUCAUUUUGUCAGUGGGCAAACAUUCUCCUACACUUUCGACGCUUCUACGGUUCCUAAGGCUGUAGUCUGCAGUUACGACGGUCAUCUGAGCUAUCCGAAGAUACAGAAAGCUGCGACGUUUCUGAAGCGCCCGGGAGUGGAGUUUUUGGUCACAAAUGAGGACUACACUUUCCCUGGUCCUUAUCCAGAUAUCGUUGUUCCUGGAGCGGGCACUACAUCGGCCGCUGUUCGAGCAGUCUCCGGACGGGUCCCUAUCGUUAUAGGAAAGCCGCACAAACCCAUAGCAGAUUUUUUGAAGAAACAUCAUCAUAUCGAUGCCUCGAAGACAGUCAUGUUCGGCGACCGGCUAGACACUGACAUCCAGUUCGCGAACGACAAUGGCUUCACAAGUUGUUUUAUGCUUACCGGCGUGAAUACAAUGGAUGACGUGAUUAAGGCGGAACAACGCGGACAAACUCAUCUUUUGCCGACGUUUUCGACCACUGUUAGCGCAUGGAAAAGCGGAGACGUAAAAGAUCACGGAGUGGAGAAAGCACCCGAGCAACCAGCAAAACCUCAAGGAUGGAUCAGCAAACUGUUGUCUGGCCAACAAAUGGACCCCAGUGGUUGGCAAAAGCAGAGUCACUCUAGCCUUCUCAGUACAUCAGAGCAUAUCUACGAAUUUGCCACACACAAUUAUCAUCCUGGACAGAAGGAUAAGUAUCUAGAAGUUUUCGGCAAGUACAAGCAAGAACAGAGUGAGAAACUACCAUCGGUUAAUUUGAUUGGUUCGUGGACUGUGUCGUACGGAAGAACAAGAGAUCAAGCCAUACAUUUGUACCGACACACAAACGGAUACAAAGAUGUGGAUAACUCUAUUCAAAUGCACGCGACAGAUGGUGCACUCACUACAGCUGACACUGAGGUGGCGAAACUUUGUGGACGUCGAAAAAAUAUCAUUGUGAAGUCGUUCAGUUACUGGCGUGAGCCGGAACAACGACCACCCUCGCAUGUGUACGAUAUGCGUAGUUAUGUACUUACCCCUGGAUCAAUGAUCGAAUGGGCUAGCGCAUGGUCUAAAGGAAUAACGUAUAGGCGAGACGCUAAUCAAGAUGUGGGAGGAUUUUUCGCUCAGGUCGGCCAGCUCUACAUUGUGUACCAUAUUUGGGCAUAUCCAUCCAUGUGUGCUCGAAAUGAGACUCGUCACGCAACAUGGGCAAAACCUGGCUGGGAUGCUACUGUGGCCUACACAGUUCCGCUGAUCAAGAAGAUGCAGUCGAAGAUCCUGACACCUACCAAAUACUCCAUGCUGCAGUAGAAAAAUUCACAUCUAACCUGGAAAAAUGCCUUUGAAAGUCUACCUCAUUUUAUUCACCUCAUAGGUUGCCAAUUACAUCAUUAUAUGUACCUCUUACGUAUAUAUGUUGUUAAUACUACUCGAUAUGUGCAAAUUUGAAAAUACGUUGUAACAAUUUGUAUGAAGUUUUAUCAAACAAUCUAUAUGCAAUUUUAGUGACUUGUUUUAAUAAAUGUAAGUAUCGUGAAUUACAAUUUUGUCG
Molecule: messenger RNA, 2020 nt
Organism: Cylicocyclus nassatus
Lineage: Eukaryota; Metazoa; Nematoda; Chromadorea; Rhabditida; Strongylidae
Source: the annotation of a GenBank genome assembly